CCAGAAAUGGGAAAGAUAAAUCCCUCUGAGCACAAGCAUUAAAGCUGGGCUAGGAGCUUGACUCGUGGUGUCAUAGAUAGAGAUCUGAAGCCCAGCUCAAAUGAGAGGAAGUCCAUACAGAGAAUAUUAAAAUACCCUCCAACCAGAACAUUGAGUGGAGAUGAGAGGCAGCUCUUAUGGAAAUUUCGUUUCUCUUUGAUGUCUGAAAAGAAGGCUCUCACAAAGUUCCUUCGUUGUGUGGAAUGGAGUGACGUCCAGGAAGCAAAACAAGCUCUGGAACUGAUGGGAAAAUGGGAAAUGAUUGAUGUCUGUGAUGCGCUGGAACUCUUAUCUCCUGUUUUUGAAAGUGAAGAGGUCCGUGCUUAUGCAGUUAGUGUUCUUGGAAGAGCUGAUGAUGAAGAGCUUCAGUGUUACUUGCUUCAAUUGGUUCAGGCUCUUCGAUUUGAGCGCUCUGAUAAAUCUUGCCUUUGUCAUUUCCUUGUUGAGCGUGCGUUACGCAAUAUUGAAUUGGCCAGCUUUCUUCGCUGGUAUGUAACUACUGAAGUCUUCGAUCCUGUAUACGCCAAACGGUUUUAUUGCACAUAUGAGAUUCUGGAGGAGAAUAUGCUGAAGGCGGCUAUUGGUGUGAAUGGAGAGGAGGAUGGGAUUAAAUUGUGGCAUAGUUUGGUGCGUCAGACAGAAUUAACUGCUCAGUUGUGUUCAGUCUCAAGAGAAGUAAGAGGUACCCGUGGCAAUACCCAAAAGAAGAUUGAAAAGCUUAGAGAAGUACUUUCUGGGAUUUUUAGUGAACUUACCUAUUUUGAGGAGCCUAUACGUUCACCCUUGGCACCGAAUGUCCUCAUCACUGGGAUCAUACCAUCAGAGUCAUCAAUAUUUAAGAGCGCAUUGCAUCCUUUGCGACUUACCUUUAGAACAGCAAAUGGGGGUACUUGUAAAAUCAUGUUUAAAAAGGGUGAUGAUAUUCGGCAGGACCAGUUGGUUGUUCAAAUGGUUUCACUCAUGGAUCGAUUGCUAAAGUUAGAAAAUCUUGAUCUGCACUUAACGCCAUACAAAGUUCUUGCAACUGGACAAGAUGAAGGCAUGUUGGAAUUCAUUCCAUCUCGUUCAUUGGCACAGAUCCUGUCAGAGCAUCGUAGUAUUAUAAGCUAUUUGCAGAAGUUUCAUCCUGAUGACCAAGGUCCUUUUGGCAUUACAGCUGCCUGUCUUGAAACAUUUAUUAAAAGCUGUGCUGGCUACUCUGUUAUCACAUAUAUACUUGGGAUUGGAGACAGGCAUUUAGACAACCUCCUCCUUAGAGAUGAUGGACGUCUUUUCCAUGUUGAUUUUGGCUUCAUUCUCGGGCGAGAUCCUAAGCCAUUUCCACCUCCAAUGAAGCUUUGCAAGGAAAUGGUUGAGGCUAUGGGGGGAGCUGAGAGCCAGUAUUAUACAAGGUUCAAGUCCUAUUGUUGUGAAGCAUACAACAUUCUUCGCAAAUCUAGUAACCUAAUUUUGAACUUAUUUUAUUUAAUGGCGAGUUCCAAUAUUCCUGACAUUGCUUCUGAUCCUGAAAAAGGAAUUCUGAAGCUUCAGGAGAAGUUUCGGUUAGACUUGGACGAUGAAGCUAGUAUACAUUUCUUCCAGGAUCUUAUCAAUGAGAGUGUUAGUGCAUUGUUUCCUCAGAUGGUUGAGACCAUUCAUCGCUGGGCUCAGUAUUGGCGCUAACCCCAUUAUUAUCAACUCAAAGUUCAAACUGCUUCGCAUGUCCGGAGGCUUCUGAAUUCUGCAUUUAUUCUUGGAACUUCAUCAGCCGGAAGGCAGUGAGUCUGUCUGUUACUGUAUAUAAUAUAUAGUUUCUUUCAUUCUCCUGGCUAAAUUAAUAUGAAGACGCCAGCUUAGCUUAAUUUCUGUGUCGUCCUCUAGCUAAAGUCCGCUUAGGUUGAAUCGAAUUUCUCAUUGGCGUAGUAAUUGUUUAUUUAGUGAAUUAUGAUCUUGUACUUCAUGCACUCUCCUGUCAUGGGAUGAUGUUAUGGACUUUUCAAUUGGAAGUAGGGCAAAUAUAUAGUAUGAUAGCUACAUAAUGUUGAGUUGUUAAAAAAGCGCAA
Molecule: messenger RNA, 2081 nt
Organism: Neltuma alba
Lineage: Eukaryota; Viridiplantae; Streptophyta; Magnoliopsida; Fabales; Fabaceae
Product: phosphatidylinositol 3-kinase, root isoform-like
Exons: 13
Biological process (GO): endocytosis; phosphatidylinositol-mediated signaling; autophagy of peroxisome
Cellular component (GO): phagophore assembly site; cytoplasm; membrane
Molecular function (GO): 1-phosphatidylinositol-3-kinase activity
Source: RefSeq, a predicted model, not a curated record